This is a messenger RNA of Drosophila miranda, 2206 nucleotides long. RefSeq names its product estradiol 17-beta-dehydrogenase 11. Gene Ontology annotation, cellular component: lipid droplet. The transcript is spliced from 9 exons. Gene Ontology annotation, molecular function: oxidoreductase activity, acting on the CH-OH group of donors, NAD or NADP as acceptor. Bases 330 to 1601 code for a protein of 423 amino acids. The record is from RefSeq and is a predicted model, not a curated record. NCBI's taxonomy places the organism in Eukaryota, Metazoa, Arthropoda, Insecta, Diptera, Drosophilidae.
UUGUUCUGCCAGCUUCCCACUGCGCAGGCGACCGAAACGUCAGAAAAGCGACAAAGGCAACGCAAAAAGCAGUCGAAAAAUAUAAAUAAGCGAAAAGCUAAAGUAAAACGAGACAGACACAAAAAGAAUGCCCGAAAGUCAUACGUAAAACGAUUAGCAUAUUUUGGUAAUUAAUUCAAUCGAUUAGGCGAUGCCGGCUAAACCGUAACAUUAACGAUCAACCAAUACAUAAACGCAGUACUUUUUUGUGUAAUUAAAAGUGUCUUGUUCCAGAGUGAACUAAAUCUAACAAAAAUAAUCCAAUAUAAAAGUGCACAAAUCUGUGAAAAAUGGUGAAGAACAAUAACAAUCUAAUGGCUGAAGAUAUACCCAAUGGCAAUGGUCUGCCGAAUGGAAAUGCGAAUGGACAUGGUAUCCCCAAUGGACAUGGCCUGUCCAAUGGCAAUGGUGUGGUCCAUGGCCAGGAACCAGUAGCUCCUCCUGCCUCUGGCUGGCGUCAGAUUCUAUGGAAUAGCUGGGAUGCCUUUGCGGAUGUGGCCUGGUUCAUCAUCUGCUGCGUGGGAUUCAUUCUUCAGGACCUCUACUACAUUGUCUUUGGCUAUCCCGAAAAGGAGCUCAAGACAGACAUUGCCCUGAUCACCGGUGGUGGCAAUGGCCUGGGUCGCUUGCUGGCCGAGAGACUCGGAAAGAUGGGCACCAAAGUCAUUAUCUGGGACAUCAAUAAGAAGGGCAUUGCGGAAACCGUUGAGAUCGUCGAAGAGGCGGGCGGCUACUGCAAGGGCUAUGUGGUCGAUAUAUCGAAGAAGGAAGAGGUCUAUAAGGCGGCCGAUGUCAUCAGAGAAGAAGUCGGUGAUAUUACUUUGCUGAUCAACAAUGCGGGCGUUGUCUCUGGCCUGCAUCUACUGGAUACACCCGAUCAUCUGAUUGAGCGCUCGUUCAAUGUGAAUGUUAUGGCACACUUUUGGACGACAAAAGCGUUUCUGCCCAAAAUGAUUGAGAAUGAUCGAGGACACAUUGCCACAAUUGCCUCGCUGGCCGGCCAUGUGGGCAUUAGCAAAUUGGUCGAUUACUGUGCCAGUAAAUUUGCUGCGGUUGGCUUCGAUGAAGCACUGCGGCUGGAGCUGGAAGUCCUUGGCCAUACGAACAUACGAACCACCUGCAUUUGUCCGUUCUUCAUUCAGGCGACUGGCAUGUUCGACGAUGUGAAUGCCAGAUGGGUCCCCACUUUGAAUCCCAACGAUGUGGCCGAUCGUGUCAUUUCUGCCAUCAGGAAGAACGAGAAGCUUGCCGUAAUACCUGGCUUCCUGAAGGCCCUGCUCUCACUCAAAUGGACCUUCCCCUGGGGCUGUGUGGGUGGUUUGCUGCGACGCCUAGUGCCCGAUGCCUCGCCCCAAGGUCUGCCCAGCUCCAUUGGUGCCGUUGCCACCGCCACCGCCACUUCUGCCUCGCCAGUGAACGCCAAGUCAAAGUCUAGUAUUGCCACAACCACCGCCGCGGAUAUGGCCGCCCUGGAUGCAGAGCUGAGCAGCGUUACCCUGCCGGCGAAGCCACCCUCGAUGCUGAUCCAGCGUACACCUUCGCUGGGGGAGCGAGUCCUCUAAACAGGGAAUCCACAGAGUACCCCAGAAGCCCACAACACAACCCCCCUCCCCCGCCAAAUCCAAGGUUUUUUUUGCCUGUUGUGUGUGCAUUUUAUGAGCGUUACCGCGUUAUGGAGUUACGAGCAUGUGUAAUUGAAUUUUGUGUUUUUGGCAUUUUUCCGGGCGCACCUCCACGCGGGCCGAAAACGUUGGUCUACGGUUUUUCGGGGAUUGUGGGUUUGAGGUUUGAGGGUUGAGGGUUGAGGCGAGGAAAGAACCAUUUACUAAAUCUAAGCUACAAAUCUAGUGAUAUUACAUUUAGUUAAAGCGUGAAAGAGAGAGGUAGUAGUAUACUGACGGGGGAGUGAAAGCGUUUAGCCUUAAAUUAAUUGAAUUGUAUUUUUGUAUAAACCACAUCUAUAAGAACCUUAUAUGUACUACAACACAUAUGUAAAUGUCCAGGCAGUCGUCUUAGAUAAUACUUUAAGAUAAUACUUUGUUUUGCAUUUUCCGUUUUGCCGUAGUCAUUCUUGAGUUAAGUUUUCGCCCUCUUAAGCCAUUAAUUCUUAAAUGAAAAAUACUUUUGCUAAAUUCUGAAAAACUUUAAAUGAAAGAUUGAACACUUG